Lathyrus oleraceus (garden pea) is the source of this 1876-nucleotide messenger RNA. RefSeq names its product DNA repair protein XRCC2 homolog. Lineage: Eukaryota; Viridiplantae; Streptophyta; Magnoliopsida; Fabales; Fabaceae. Gene Ontology annotation, biological process: double-strand break repair via homologous recombination. The transcript is spliced from 10 exons. Bases 70 to 1056 code for a protein of 328 amino acids. Gene Ontology annotation, cellular component: Rad51B-Rad51C-Rad51D-XRCC2 complex; replication fork. Gene Ontology annotation, molecular function: ATP binding; DNA binding; ATP-dependent DNA damage sensor activity. The record is from RefSeq and is a predicted model, not a curated record.
AUAUAUACUACAACUAGGUCAAUUGAAAUUGCGGGGGAAACCAGGGUUAGUGUUGAUCGGAAGCGAAAAAUGAAGAAGAAAGAGAGAGAAGAAAUCGAAAGCUGGAUAAAGGGAGACGAAACUGGCGCUCAGAUGCUGAAACGGGUAUGGAGGGUCCGACCUUUCAUUCUUCCUCCGCCGCUUCACAGAGUGCCUCUCCGCGUCGGUAACGUCCUCGAACUCGUCGGUCCCUCUCCUUCCGCCAAAACUCAAAUUCUCAUUCAAACUGCAAUCACUUGCAUUCUUCCAAAACACUGGAAUGGGAUACACUAUGGUGGAUUUGAUCAUUUGGUACUCUUUAUUGACCUUGAUUCUCGAUUUGAUAUCAAUCGUUUCGCUCAAUUGCUUCUUCAUCGCAUUAUGGAACCUUACGGGGAAGCUAGUGGAGAUUAUGAUAAAUCGUUAUUUGAUUUGUGCAUGACUCGGUUUUUGUAUGUUCGUUGUUCCGACAGUUUUCAAUUUCUUCAGACUCUCAAGACAUUAAAUUGGCGCUUGGAUAAGGAGAAAGAAGUUCACGGGGCUAGUGUUCACUUGCUCAUGAUUGACAGCAUCGGAGCUUUUCAUUGGAUGGAUCGUGCAUCUAUGUUAUUGCCUCUAAAAGAAAACAGCAGGAAAAAGCUUUUUCUUCAAAGUGUGUCAGAAGCUGUAGUUCAGGAUAUUAAAAAGCUUCUUCAGGUGCAUCCAAUGCUUGUUAUAGCUACAAAGUCAGUGAUUUUUUGGAAUAAACAAUCCACAGCUUCAGUUGAGGUAAAAGGGAGUUUCAUGAAAAAUAAUUGGGAAGAGAGAAGUUCGAGAAAUGUAACAAGAAACAGUCAACAUGUUGAGUAUCGUGAGUACAUGCCUUCUGCCUGGCAGUCCUUUGUUACACACAGAAUACUCAUACGUUCUUCAGACGAUCAUUCUGUUACAAGCAACUGUCAGAACUCCUCAUUCUAUUUGUUGGAAUGGUUAUUGCCAAGAUUGAGUAUUUCAGACAAGAUUGUAGUGAAAGAUACUGGAGUUUUUGUAGAUUCAUGAAGCAUGUUUGCAGUACGUGAUCCGCAACUGCUUUUAAUUGCAGAUUCCGUAAAAGCUCUUAGACAAAUGGAGUAUAUGACUUCUUGGUUGGACUCAAUAUUAUGACAGAAAAUAGGAUCCAUGAUACUAUCAAGAAGAUCUAGUUUCAUGAGGUUAAGUUACUCUUGUGUGCUACUGCUACAAGAGAAAAGGAGUGCUACAAGUUAUAUUUCACAUCGAUAUUCGAGAAAGAUUGGCCAUAUUUUUUAUCCUAUACAGCGGGGUAGUAGCACUGGCUGAGGACAUUCUGCUAAGCAUUAUCUCAUGCCAAGGAAGGGAGCAUUCAAAGUGUAAUUCCCAGGCAAGGUCUAGCCGCAUAAAGAAACCUACGGAACCGGUGAAAGGAUCUGUACUCCUAGAUCACAAGAAUCCAUCUUAGAUGUGGCACUUAUCAAAAGGAGGACAUAAUUUUGAUUAGGAAAUGUCUUCUAUCAAUUAUCUAUUAUUUUGUUCACUCCUAUAAUAAAACUCUUCCCUUUUUAGGUGAUCUAUCAUUGCAUCGUUUCUAAUUUGUUACGUGCCUAUUGUUUUAGCUAGGCGUUGUUUUAUAUGUCUUUUGAGGAAUGAAAGGAAAACAUUGGAAGGACAAAGUUGGUCCUAUGUUUGGUAGAACGUUAGCAAAAUAUAGGGUUUGUGGGGGGUUAAACUUUUAGUGAGCCUAUUACUCUUGUAUGUCUUUUGGAAGGAAAGGGACUAAUUUCGUGGGCUAUACUGUAUUUUGAUUUUGAUUUUCAUUCACUUAUGUUCAGUGAAACAAACAAAGAAAAAUCAACUUUUUGUA